ACAAACUUCCCCCUUACUAUUAUCUUCAAUCCUUCAACUUCUUCUUUCCAACGGAAAAAAACCAACCAAUCAAAAUUACCCCAAAAAGAGAAAAAAAAAAUUAUUUCAAAAAAUGGUGUCUUCAAAAUCAGAAGCUGGUCUAAUUUACAACAUCAAGUUUUCCUCAGUUGGACCAGCAAAUGUAACAGGACAAGAUGUAGUUUAUGAGCCAAGCAAUAUUGAUGUAGCCAUGAAAUUACACUAUUUGAGAGGGAUUUAUUACUUUAAUAGCCAAGCAUUUCAAGAUGUAACCAUAUAUCAAGUUAAGGAGCCAAUAUUUUUAUGUUUUAACCAUUUUUAUAUGACAGCUGGUAGGUUUAGGAGAGCAGAAUCUGGGAGGCCAUAUAUCAAAUGCAAUGAUUGUGGAGCUAGGUUUAUUGAAGCACAAUGUGAUAAGACUUUGGAAGAAUGGCUAGAAAUGAAAGAUGCUUCUCUUGAGAAAUUACUUGUUUCUAAUCAAGUUCUUGGUCCUGAGUUGGCUUUCUCCCCUCCAAUCCUCAUACAGCAAACAAAAUUCAAAUGUGGAGGAGUUUCAUUGGGCCUAAGUUGGGCCCAUGUACUUGGAGACGUAUUCUCAGCCACUGAAUUUAUUAACUUUUUGGGAAAAGUAGUUGUUGGAUACCAACCAGCCCGGCCCAAUAACUUGGCCCAUUCAUUGACCAAAGCAAACUCAACCCAAACCCUGCAAAAGAUUGUGGAGGAUCCACUUUCAAUAAAACGGGUCGGCCCAGUUGAAGAUCAUUGGAUUGCCAACAAUAGUUGCAAAAUGGAGUCAUUUUCAAUCCAAGUUACUGCCUCCAAAUUGAGCCAAAUACAAUCAAGAACAGAAAUUAAAGGCCCAUUUGAAUCACUAUGUGCUAUUAUUUGGCAGUCCAUUUCUAAAAUUAGAGAUGGGCCUGAGCCCAAAGUUGUGACCAUUUGUAAAAAGAGUGAAGAAAAGAAAGAAGGCCUUGUAGGAAACAAUCAAGUCAUUGGUGUGGUAAAGGUUGAUCACUCAAUUAGAGAAGCUAAUCCUAGUGAAUUAGCAAGGUUGAUUAAAGAUGAGAUCAUCGACGAGCGAUUAAAGAUCGAUGAAGCCAUCGAGAACGAUCAUGGAGUAUCGGAUGUGGUUGUUUACGGAGCAAAUUUGACUUUCGUGAACAUGGAAGGUGCUGAUCUCUAUGGAUUCGACUGGAAGGGACACAAACCGAUGAAUGUAAGUUACCUUAUCGAUGGAGUUGGCGAUGCAGGGACCGUCGUGGUGCUUCCGGCCGGGCCCAAUGAUUCUAGCAAGGAUGGUGAUGAAGGAAGGAUUGUGACCAUGACUUUGCCCGAGGAUGAGAUAAUGAAGUUGAAAUUUGAGCUAAACAAGGAAUGGUCUAUUGCUUGAAGUUAAAAUGUGUUUGUUUCAUUCUUGUUCAAUAGUUGAAUUUUGUGUGAGGUCCAAAGACACUAUUUUUAAUAACUGUUGUAUGUAAUGCAAUUUAGAGAUUGACCAGUAUUUAUUUUGUUCUAAAAUUUUAAAAUACAAAUCGUAACUUCAGGACAA
Messenger RNA from Nicotiana tabacum (common tobacco), 1567 nucleotides. Its product is annotated as protein ECERIFERUM 26-like. NCBI's taxonomy places the organism in Eukaryota, Viridiplantae, Streptophyta, Magnoliopsida, Solanales, Solanaceae. Gene Ontology annotation, molecular function: acyltransferase activity, transferring groups other than amino-acyl groups. The record is from RefSeq and is a predicted model, not a curated record.